This is a messenger RNA of Formica exsecta, 1335 nucleotides long. RefSeq names its product mevalonate kinase. Gene Ontology annotation, cellular component: cytoplasm. Gene Ontology annotation, biological process: cholesterol biosynthetic process; isoprenoid biosynthetic process. Gene Ontology annotation, molecular function: mevalonate kinase activity; ATP binding. Bases 37 to 1200 code for a protein of 387 amino acids. The record is from RefSeq and is a predicted model, not a curated record. The transcript is spliced from 2 exons. NCBI's taxonomy places the organism in Eukaryota, Metazoa, Arthropoda, Insecta, Hymenoptera, Formicidae.
UUUUUUAGAUAAUAAGAAUUUUUAUUCAUAUAAAGAAUGAUUCAGUUCCACAUAUCCGCACCAGGCAAGGUGAUUUUGCAUGGAGAACAUGCGGUGGUAUAUGGAAAAACAGCUCUUGCGGCUAGCUUAAAUUUACGUACUAAACUCAGAUUCGAGGAACAAAAUUGGGAUCAUAUUCAAAUAAAUUUUCCCAAUAUCCAUAUGUCCUUAGAUAUACCUUUAGAUAUACUUUUAGAGUACUUCGAACCUUCUUAUCCGUUUAACGAAAAUACUAAUCGAUUGCUUGAUCAAGUCGAACAAUUUGUUAAAAUAAAAAAUGGUUUUUCUGGCAAGUACACCGGUAUAAAUGAACAAGUGUUAAGCUUACAAGCGGUACUUUACUUGCUCGUUUAUAUCGCCUACGAGGAACAGAUGCAAAUUAAACCUUUCUCCGUGAAUUUAUCUACGGAAUUAAAAAUCAACGCGGGUUUGGGCAGUUCGGCAUCGUUUGCGGUAUGUCUUGCAGCGUGCUUUCUUCACUGGGCACGUCGACAAAAGGGUGAUGUUCAUGAUACAUUCAACGAAAACGAUCUCGAAAAGAUCUCAAAAUAUGCUCUGAGCUGCGAGCGAAUUAUGCACGGUUCUCCAUCUGGGAUCGACAAUAGCGUGUGCACAUACGGCUCGAUAAUAGAAUUUCGACGAGGAGAGCCGGUGAAUGUGUUAUCUAAUAUGCCAAGCCUGGAUGUUCUGCUAGUCGGCUCGAAUGUCAGUCGGAAUACGAAAAAUCUAGUAGAGCGAGUGGCAGAGACGAGACGAUCUUAUCCCGCAAUUAUCGAUUCGAUCUUCGACAGCAUAGACGCUGUAUCAAAGGCGGCUAUUCAGGUGCUCGGUGAAAUACACGACGUUCAGACAACUAACGAUGCGGAUCUUCUGCAAUCACGAUACAAAAAAUUAUUUGCUCUCAUCCAUACGAACCAAGGAUUACUUAGUGCAUUAGAUGUAUCACAUUCAAAAUUGGAUUUGAUUUGCAAAAUAGCACGGGAUCAUGCAUUCGCGGGGAAACUCACAGGCGCUGGUGGAGGUGGAUACGCAUAUGUUUUGCUACAGCCGGAUAUUGAAGACGCACGCAUCACGGUUCUCUCUCAUCUAUUAGAAUGUGCAGAUUGUUCUGUCGUAAGAACCAAGUUGGGUUACAAUGGAGUGACAAUUGACUAUGCCUAAUACAAUUAUUAUAAUGGGAUAGGAUUAGUAAUAGAAUCAUCAACAUAUAUGAACAGAUAUUAAGAUUACAACUUAAUUAUAAUGGUGUUAUAAAUGGAAGGACAAAAAAAGAAUAGAGAAUUUUACAUACGAACU